This is a messenger RNA of Solenopsis invicta (red fire ant), 1713 nucleotides long. RefSeq lists its product as uncharacterized. Gene Ontology annotation, molecular function: protein dimerization activity. Bases 1 to 1713 code for a protein of 570 amino acids. The transcript is spliced from 4 exons. NCBI's taxonomy places the organism in Eukaryota, Metazoa, Arthropoda, Insecta, Hymenoptera, Formicidae. The record is from RefSeq and is a predicted model, not a curated record.
AUGGCUUCGAAAAAAUUAAGCGGAUCUGCGAACCGUAAACGAAAACUUCGAUGGGAGGAAGAAGAAAAUUCUCAAGAGUCGAAUUUAAAAAUUGUGGUAGAGGAACCAGUUGCUUCGUCUUCUUCAGGUAGCAUUGCAGUUAACGAUCCGAUCAUUAACUAUGGCGAUCCGGCAUUUUGGCCUUUUCCGCUUAGUAACACUGUUCGUUUGGUAGAAUUACUAGGAAAAUAUGACGUCACUAUGCAUGAGCAUCUCCGACGCAUUUCAUCCCAAGAAACUCAUGUUCAUUAUUGCAGUAACACUAUUCAAAAUGAAAUUAUCACUUUGAUGGGAUCAAAUGUUAAAAAUACAAUAUUAGAUCGUGCCAGGCAAGCAAAAUACUACAGUAUAAUUUUAGAUUGUACUCCUGAUUUGAGUCACACAGAACAACUUUCUGUUACAAUACGAUUUGUCGAUGUAUCCAGUGAUGUGUCCCCCAAAGAACAUUUCAUUACUUUUCGAGCAGUUCAUGAAUCGUCUGGUCAGUCCUUGUUUGAUAUAAUUUUAAAGGUAUUAGAAGAACUCAAUUUAGAUAUUAAAGAUUGCAGAGGACAAGGCUACGAUAAUGAGUCCAACAUGAAAGGAAAGAAUAAAGGUGUUCAAGCUCCUUCUGUUGAAAGGUGGAAAAUAUUAACUGAUACUGUGCCAGCUUUUACAGUAAAACCACUUUGUACAACCCGGUGGGAGAGUCGUAUCGAGUGUUUAAAGCCGUUGCGCUACCAAGUUAUUGAAAUACAUGAUGCUCUGCUAACAUUAAGUGAACACGGUUCCUCUGAUCCUGCAAUUAAGCAUGAAGCGCAAACCCUCGCGUCACAAUUAUGCGAUUACAAUUUCCUUGUUAUGCUCGUUAUCUGGUACGAUAUUUUGUUUCGUAUCAAUAUUGUGAGUAAAUCUAUGCAAUCAAAUACAAUGGACCUCGGAUCCGCCGUUUCGCUCAUGGAAUCUUGUGCCGAAUAUAUAGAAAAUUAUCAACUUAAUGGAUUUGCUAAAGCGUUAGUAGAUGCAAAGGAACUUGCUAAAAGUUUAGAUGUAGAUCCCAUAUUUGUGCAGAAACGAGUAAAUCGAAAAAAACGCAUGUUUAAUUACGAACAUAGUGAUGAAACCAUGUCUGAUCCUCAAAAUCUUUUUAAAACAAAGAUUUUUUACGUUAUAGUAGAUACUGCAAUAACAUCACUCAAAGAAAGAUUUAAACAACUCAAGGAAUUCCAAGAUACUUGGUUCUUCUUGUUUGAUAUAAGUAAGUUACCCGAAAUAGAAGAGUUGAAAAAGUGUUGUUCCAACCUUGAAGAUAAACUCAGACACGGGAAUAAUUAUGACAUCCUCAGAAAUGAAUUAUAUGACGAGUUGCAAUCUACUAGUAGUUUAAUCUCAAAAAAUAUUUAUGAUCCAUUGAAUGUUCUUAAAUUCAUAAAUCAAAACAACCUGCAAUCGGUUUUGCCAAAUCUUUGGACGGCAUUGCAAAUAUUACUGACUAUACCUAUCACAGUUGCAAGUGGAGAACGCAGUUUUAGCAAAUUAAAGUUAAUUAAAACCUAUUUGCGUACAUUCACAAGUGAUGACCGUUUAAGUGUACUAGCGAUAUUAUCAAUUGAGAACGAGAUUACUCAAAAAAUAGACCUUGCUAAAGUUAUAAAAAGUCUAUCGGAUUUAAAAGCACGAAAAAAAUCAUUUUGA